This is a messenger RNA of Paracoccidioides brasiliensis Pb18, 687 nucleotides long. RefSeq lists its product as uncharacterized. The record is from RefSeq and is a predicted model, not a curated record. The transcript is spliced from 3 exons. Bases 1 to 687 code for a protein of 228 amino acids.
AUGGCUCUCAUCAACAUCCUCGUCUUGGGCGCUGGUGAACUCGGCACCGCCGUCCUUACCUCACUUCUCCAACACCCUUCCCGCGCCCAUAACAAAGCCUCCAUUUCCCUCCUCCUCCUCCUCCUCCUCCUCCUCCUCCUCCGCUUCAUCGCGGGGCCAGGAACACAGUUGAAAAUCGCCCGCGCCGUCCUAGAUGCAGAAGCGCCGUUCUUCAUCCCCUGGCAGGUUGGCGUGGACUACGACACUAUCUGCCGCAGGUCUGCGCAUGAUCUCUUCGAUGAACAGUUAGAUGUUCACGACCUGCUAAAAACGCAGAAGAAGACAAGUUGGACAGCGGUGUUGACGGAGAUGUUUACGAAUUUCUUGUUUGAUGCUGGGUUUGGCAUUGUGGAGUUUGGGGGCGGGGAUGGAAAGAAUGCAAAAGUUCGGGCGUUGGGUAGCUGGGAGAAUCGAGUCACUGUCACGGCGCCGGAGGAUAUUGGGAAAUUGACGGCGGAGAAUACGUUUGGGGAUGAUGGUGUGGUUGGUGGCAAUGCGCCCGUUUUUAUCGGUGGGGAUACUAAGAAAGUGGAGAGAUCGGUUUUAACGACUCAAGCGCUGGAGAAGGACCAUGGUAAUGCUCUGUUGAAAUAUGACGCGGUUUUUGGGGCGGGGAAGGGAGUUGCGUGGGAUUUGGAGAAGACGUAA